Molecule: messenger RNA, 558 nt
Organism: Auanema sp. JU1783
Lineage: Eukaryota; Metazoa; Nematoda; Chromadorea; Rhabditida; Rhabditidae
Source: the annotation of a GenBank genome assembly
AUGUCGUUCAAAAAGUUCGAAGAAAAGGAAGAUAUAACGGGGACCACUCAGUUGAAAACCUCGAUGCAGAAAGCAAUUAGAAAUAAAAUUCUUGAGAACUUUCCACACAUAGAGCCUUUCUUGUCCGAUAUUCUGCCCAAAAAGGAAAAUUUCAAACUGAUCAAAUGCAAGGAUCACGUUGAGUUGCUCGCUGAUCAUACAGGAGUAGUGCGAUUCAUCAAAACAAGAAACACUGAUUUUUUCCCCACUUUGCGGACUCUUCAUAAGUAUCCAUUCAUUCUUCCACAUCAACAAGUGGAUAAAGGAGCCAUCAAGUUUGUAAUGAAUGGAUCUUCCAUCAUGUGUCCUGGACUAACUUCUCCCGGAGCCAAAUUGACUCCCGGCGUAGGAGUUGAUGGCUUAGUAGCAGUUAUGGCAGAAGGUAAACAACAUGCUUUAGCCAUAGGCCAAAUGAAGAUGACAUCUGAGGACAUACAAAAAGUCAACAAAGGAAUCGGCAUAGAAAACAUCCACUACCUGAAUGACGGUCUUUGGAGAUUAGCUGAAAAAGCUAUCUAA